AUCCAGUACGCUUCUCUACUUUCAUCAAUUAUUCUUAAAAGUCCUCGUCGGCGCCCUCACGAGCGUCGUGAAUUCGCCGUUUUGCUGGACGUGAAUGGCGUCUUCUAAUUAUUUCACUCCACAACGCGGGAAUGGCUACACAGACAAGGCUCGUUUGAACAAACGGUCUUCCAACUUAUUCCUCCGCUGUUCAAGAGAAAAUGCAUCGACAUUCUCGCUCCAUGUCUUGGACAGUCCCCGUCUCAGUUCCAAUCCCCGGCGUACGCUCGCGUCGCCUCCGUCUUUUCAUGCCAAAUCCAAGUCGUGUACACCAGAUCAGUGUCUCGCGUUUCGGGCGAAGACGGGGGCCUCUGCUGCUCUGCGUAGUCUUGAUUGCUUCCAUUUUUACAGUAUGUUCUUUUGCGCGUCGCUUUAGCGCAGAGGAAAAACAAUGGACUACCAACUUUGGGGAGUCUUCCACGCUGGUAUUCGGGCGAGACGAUUUGCAACGAAUUUGGAAAUGGGAAAUAGAAAGCGGGCAUUAUCCUAGUAAUGCAAAGAUACCCGAGCAGAUCGGACUCAGCGCUCCACCGCUCAACCCGGGCCUUCCUCCACGAAAAGUUCCAACGAUUCCUUCACGAUUCAGGCCUCCUCCAGGCCCCGUGGCUACAACCACGCGCGGAAAUGGUCCACGACGCGUUUACAUUGAUGUACAAAGCCAGCCUCCCAAUCUCGCGUACCCCCCUCGCCCUGUGCCGGGCAGCGUUGCUGACCUGGACAUCAUUAUGGAUCAUUGCGACUUCUCACAAGGCAAAUAUGUACGCGACUGCCUCGAAGUUUUGCGCAUAGGCGCAGGCCUCGACAAUGGCAAGAGACUCAGACGAGGCGAAAUGGAUGAAUGGAAAUACAUCUACAUGGAACAAGAAAAGGAGAACUUCACAGAUCCCUCCUUCACAGAUCCCCCUCCCAAUUCCUAUAUUUCAGGUGGAGAGGCGGAUCCUAAUGCAGGUUUGAGGAAAAAGGUUGGGGCAGAAUGGGACACGCAGUUACCUCUUCGUGCUCCUUUGCAGCAUACACCUUAUUCGAGUCUUCCGGAACCUUGCGACCCUGAAAACCCUCGUCUCUUCCACAUGUUCUGGACUGGCCCAUUCACCGACAAGCCAUAUCUCGCCCUACUCUCCUUCCUCUUUACGCAGAAUGUCGGUCUUCAUUUGAAGGAUGACGACACUCUUGAUGUAUGUCGCCCCGAGUUCUGGAUGUGGAUCAACCCUGGUCCUGCAGCGUCCACCAAUCCUUGGGCAGCCCCUUUCUUACAUCGUCGCUUCAAGGACGUCAUCAAAUUCAAGCUUUGGAACACAACAGACCAACUUGAUGGUAUUCCAGAACUCAAGGACGAGUGGCGCGAAUUGAAAGAGACUCUCUUUAACUCAGGAGGUCACGUUAUCAAUGUGCCCGCCGAGAAGCAGCAGUCCAAAAGUGUCGAGGUCACUAGCACUGUAGAGGAUUCGACCAACAGCACCGAGGUCGACGCUUCUGCAAAGCCUUCGUCCACUGGUGACAAUAAGUCGGAUGAAGAUGAUAUGCUCAACCGUACUGGUUCGAAAUCUUCGUCUUCAUACGAUCGCCUCUCCGUUAUCCUUUCUGAUAUGGCACGAUUCGUCCUUUGCCAUCGGUUCGGUGGUAUCUACCUUGAUGCGGACACCAUAUUUUUGCGGGACUGGGAGGAAGCUUUGGGGUGGUCUCGGCUGGAGAAGUACAAUACCGCCGUUCUGCGCAUGAACAAGAACUCUGCCCUUGGGUCAUUCUUGUUCCGCACUGCACUGAAGAACGGCCUCGAUUUCCACCCCAUGACGGUGUCUCGUUACACCAAGGAUGCAUACUUGGAGGGUCUUUUGCUGCGACUACCUGACGCUAUGUUUGACUCCGCGUGGCUCAAUACUGAGUACUAUCAACGCGAAAGGCCGCCCCAGCCAUACUUCCAAGAGUUCUCGGACUUCUUUGACACACCUGCACAAGCAAGUGCUGCUCCUCAGGCACUAGGGUUUGAAGGCUUCUUCCAAGGUGCUUUCUCUUACCACUUCCACAACUUCUGGUGGAAGCCAUUCGAUCCAGCUCGCAACUGGCCUGACCUAGGCCCCAAGUUUUCAGCUGGCGAGAGGGCUGCCCGUGCAGCGGCAGAACCCGACAUCGACCCCGAGGAUUUCGCCGACCGGGUUGCUGACGAUAGACGCGAUCUUGACUGGGCUACUGUCCUCAAGAGAACGUUCGAGUCUUACAUUCGUGGAGAGCGGCCAAACAUGUACGGCGAAUGGCUGCAAUGGUGACCUUGAACCACUUCACCUUCCCUCGCGGCAUUCCAUCGGCCACGGUCCCUCAAUCUUAUAAUCAUAUCAAGCGCGUUAUUUGAAAGGACCUCAUAUCAUAAAUGCACGGAUUGCAACCUUUGUUAUUGUUGGAUUUAGACCCUGACCUCAGUGCGACAAGUUCUUUGGAUACCUACCUUCUGAUUCCCACUGUCCAUACAUUUACCACCUUCCGAUCAUUUCACCACGGACUUGUCAAGCAGUU
Suillus paluster is the source of this 2547-nucleotide messenger RNA. RefSeq lists its product as uncharacterized. Bases 201 to 2303 code for a protein of 700 amino acids. NCBI's taxonomy places the organism in Eukaryota, Fungi, Basidiomycota, Agaricomycetes, Boletales, Suillaceae. The transcript has 8 exons. Gene Ontology annotation, biological process: maturation of SSU-rRNA from tricistronic rRNA transcript (SSU-rRNA, 5.8S rRNA, LSU-rRNA). The record is from RefSeq and is a predicted model, not a curated record. Gene Ontology annotation, cellular component: small-subunit processome; nucleolus.